Messenger RNA from Limanda limanda (common dab), 1458 nucleotides. RefSeq lists its product as uncharacterized. Gene Ontology annotation, biological process: positive regulation of DNA-templated transcription; autophagosome assembly. The transcript has 4 exons. Gene Ontology annotation, cellular component: nucleus; autophagosome. Bases 133 to 642 code for a protein of 169 amino acids. The record is from RefSeq and is a predicted model, not a curated record. NCBI's taxonomy places the organism in Eukaryota, Metazoa, Chordata, Actinopteri, Pleuronectiformes, Pleuronectidae.
CGACACAAACAAGUUCGAGGUCAAAACAAAGUGUGAAGAGCUGCAGUAGAGCCGCAGAGAGUCCGAACAACCCGCGGCCACACCCGAACCCAGAGGAACUCCUGCUCUACAGAGCGAAGCAGAGGCAUCAAGAUGAUUGGAAAGAUUCUUUCUCAUCUGCUUUGGAACACAUGCGAGGUCUUUGAGGCAGCAGACGACGGUUUUGAGGAGAUGAUGGAGUUUGAGGAGGGAGGAUGGAUCUUUGUUAAUCUCCCAGAGAGCGGGUCGCUGUCAGUCCCUGAGACGGAUCCACUCGAGAACCUGCUGAUCGAACACCCGAGCAUGUCUGUCUACCAGAUGAGACCCAGGAUGAGUGGGGAGGAGGAGGAGGAAGAGGAGCAAGGCUCUGACGAAGAUGAAGCAGACACUCCCAGGCCAGUGGCAGUGAGGCAGCACAUUUCUUGGCGUUUGGCUGCCUGGGGAAUCCCUCUGCCCUGCAACAUCCGGCUGCUGGCUGUCCAGAGGGCCAGGACUCAGGCUGAGGCGAAGAAGCUGAGCCGCAGCUCCCUUCACAGGCAGAAUUUAGCCAAGAUGCGAUUCUCCCCAGCAGAGAAGCGCUACGGCCACUUCAAGCAGCCCUUCCAGCGCCUCUGCAACUACUAACAAGCAGUAAGGAAAGUGCUUGUGAGAGGGUGUGUCUCAGGUUGCCUCCACCACAGCCCAAUGAGCAGCAUGAUGCCUCGACUCCGAAAUACUCUGGUUUCACUGCAACACUGUAAAAGUUUUUAAUUUUGACUUUUAAUGUUGGCAGCCCUCACUUCUGAAAAAGCUGAGAACAAUGAACCUCAAACUCUUGAUAUCAAUGAACGUCAGUCGCUCACAUUGGAAAACAUAAGUAACGUGUGCAGUUACUUUUAAAAUAUAAGCAUAUGUACAUUUUCGAUGAUUUGAGUUGUGUGACUUGUUUGGAUUGUUGUGGUGUGUGACAUGUUUUUACUAUUACAGUGUGUGAUACUAUUCUAAAAAGAACAAUUCUAUCCUGUAGAAUUAUUUUCUCUGACGUAUGAUGCAGUUGGAUGCAGCCAGACUCUGAGUGGUUAGUCCAUGAUUGUAUUCUGUGUGUAUUAUAUUAUGUGCCUUAGCUUUAGACAUUUUUGUGACAAGUAUAUUAAAAAUUACUUUCAUACCAUGUGUACCUGUACAGUAUUCAUAUCAUGUGAAAUUAUUAUCUCUGAAUUCCCUCAAAUGAAUGUUAUUUGUUCAAAUUGAUUCUUAUUAGGGUGUUAUUACAAAACCACUAUUAAAGUUUUGUAUUAAGUGUACCGUUUUGUAUUUUUCAGCUGGUACCCACUUUUUCCAAUCCACACAAAUUGUUUAUUUUUGACUCACUUUUGUAAGUACAGUUGAAAAUUAUGUUUUUCUAUUUUGUGUCUAUUUAUAAAAAUGUAAAAAAAAGUCAAAUAAAUCUUGUUUUCUUAA